Molecule: messenger RNA, 1290 nt
Organism: Alternaria alternata
Lineage: Eukaryota; Fungi; Ascomycota; Dothideomycetes; Pleosporales; Pleosporaceae
Product: arginase
Exons: 4
Coding region: 132-1106 (324 amino acids)
Cellular component (GO): cytosol; cytoplasm; nucleus
Molecular function (GO): arginase activity; manganese ion binding
Source: RefSeq, a predicted model, not a curated record
CUCGAUUCGAUACCCGACCGAAUUGAGUUGAGCGUGUAUAUUGUACGCAUUGCGAUAUAAGCACCUUUUCUGCACUGCUAGCUAAGCCUGUUACUUUGACAAUCGCUAUAGAGGUUAAUCACAAAAGCACAAUGACUUCCGCGCCCACAAUACAGCCCAAGUUCCUGCCAAACAGGCAUGACCUAGGCAUCGUCGCAGUCGGCUUCAGCGGCGGCCAGCCCAAAGCCGGCGUGGACGCCGCCCCCAUGGCCCUCAUUGAAAACGGCCUCAUCAAGCAACUGGAAGAAGACCUGGAAUUCAAAGUCACCUACGACGGCCAAGUGCACAACUACACGGAGCUGCAACCCUCAGACGACCCAGACUACCGCGGUAUGAAGCGACCAAAGUUCGCCUCGGCAGUCACAAAGCAAGUCAGCGAUCAAGUCUACGCUCACGCCUCGUCGGGAAAAUUGGUGCUGACGCUCGGUGGUGACCACUCGAUUGCCAUUGGCACCGUUUCUGGUACCGCCAAGGCUGUGAGGGAGAGACUGGGCAAGGAUAUUGCGGUUAUUUGGGUCGACGCACAUGCCGAUAUUAACACGCCUGAGACGAGCGAUUCAGGCAACAUUCAUGGUAUGCCCGUGUCGUUCUUGACGGGACUGGCGACGGAGGAGCGGGAAGAUGUGUUUGGCUGGAUUAAGGAGGAGCACAGGCUGAGCACGAAGAAACUGGUUUACAUUGGUCUUCGGGAUAUUGAUCGGGGAGAGAAGAAGAUUCUGAGGGACCAUGGCAUCAAGGCCUUUUCCAUGCACGACAUCGAUAGGCACGGUAUCGGCAAAGUCAUGGAUAUGGCGUUGGGUUGGAUUGGUAGCGACACGCCCAUUCAUCUCUCGUUUGACGUCGACGCUCUCGACCCCAUGUGGGCGCCUAGCACCGGUACUCCUGUCCGCGGCGGUCUGACUCUCCGCGAGGGUGACUUCAUCGCCGAGUGUGUUGCCGAGACUGGUCAGCUCAUCGCGUUGGAUCUCGUCGAGGUCAACCCCAGUCUUGACGCUGAGGGUGCUGGAGACACGGUCCGCGCGGGUGUUUCGAUUGUUCGUUGCGCGCUUGGUGAUACGCUUUUGUAAGCUUGUUUCGAUUUGUGGAGUUCUUUAGGCCUUUGAUUGGGGGAUAGACAUAGAUGGUACUCGUAGAUGAUUAAUUACGCAAGUUCACAUCGCAUUCGCAUUAGCCGUCGGUAGGUAGACGUAGACGCUGGCAUGGCAACUACUAAGAUAUCCACGAGAGCAUUUGUGGAUCUGAUAGACGUGC